AUGGAGGCUCCCGAGAGCAGAAAGAGAAGUCGAGACGACGAUGGUGCAGUGUCGAUCCACUCGAAACGACACCAAUCGGACAAUGGCGGCGGGCAAAUGCUGAACUACUGCGACUACACUGUUGGAUGGGUUUGUGCUCUCUCCAUUGAGAUGGCAGCAGCAAAAGCUAUGCUAGAUAGCAUUCACGUCCCCUUACCCAACAAAGAAGGCGAUAUCAAUACCUACACCUUUGGCCGCGUUGCUGAGCAUAAUGUUGUCAUCGCAUGCCUUCCAGCGAACCAAUACGGCACCAACAACGCCGCUAUAGUGGCCAGCAAUAUGAGUCGAAGCUUCUCUUCCAUCACCAUUCGAUUGAUGGUUGGAAUUGGCGGUGGAGUGCCCGAUGGCGGGAUCGACAUACGAUUAGGAGAUGUUGCAGUCGGGAACGAAGUGAUGCAGUACGACUUGGGCAAGAUCUUGCCCGACGGCCAGUUUCAGCGAACAGGCCGCACCACCACGCCCCCUCACACGAUCACGACGGCUAUAGCCAAGCUAAAAGCAGAUCAUGAGAGCGCGCCCAGCAGAAUUCCCAGCAUCCUCUUGGACAUGCUCGACCGAAACGAGCAAAUGACCUCAUACGCCCGACCUAGCUUGCCAGAUCGACUGUUCCGUCACACAUACAAGCACACGCAAGAGACGGACAGCUGCGAGCGCUGUAGCCUAUCAGAGGCUCUAGAACGACCUCAUCGGGAGACCGCGGAACCCAGAAUUCACUAUGGCAAAAUUGCAUCUGGCAACCAGGUCGUCAAGGAUGGCGAAACUCGUUCUAGGAUGGCGGAGGAACUUGGCAUCAUCUGCUUUGAGAUGGAGGCUGCAGGGUUGCAUGAGUUUCCUUGCCUUACCAUUCGCGGCAUCUGCGACUACUCAGAUUCUCACAAGAACAAAGCCUGGCAGAAGUAUUCCGCUGCUGUCGCCGCUGCAUAUGCCAAGGAACUCCUGUCUGUCAUACCUACACAGCAACGAAGGGAUAUUGAAGCGACAUAUCCUACAACAGACCCAGUAUUGCUCCAAAGUCGAGCGGAGGCAAUGUUGAGCUCGUUAACGUUUGAGCAAAUCGACUCGCGCCAUGCGACAAUCAAGACUCAACAUACCCAAACUUGCCAAUGGUUGCUUGGCCACCCAAAAUACGUCGAAUGGCUUGAACCAAUCCAUUUUACUAGUCAUCAUGGAUUCCUGUGGAUCAAUGGAAAGCCCGGUGCUGGGAAGUCAACAUUGAUGAAGUUUGCCUACACCUACGUGAAGAACAGGUGGAAAGCAACAGCCGACGCAACCGUCAUCUCUUUUUUCUUCAACGCCCGAGGCGUUCAGCUAGAAAAGUCGACAGAAGGAAUGUAUCGAUCUCUGCUUUUUCAAAUUUUUCAAAAAUUCCCGGACGUCCUACACGAUUCAGACCACAUCUUCCAAGCCAGGCACAACCAGGCCACUUGGGAUAUCGAAACGCUCCAGGCUCUUUUUACCCAUGCGGUUACCAGACUUAGCCAGCGACAGAUCAUCUGCUUCAUCGAUGCUCUUGAUGAAUGUGGUAUAUCCGAGGUUGAGAAUAUGGUCGAGUAUUUCGAGGACCUAGGAGACCAAGCUGCCAAAAGCCAAACCAAAAUUUACAUCUGUUUUUCCAGUCGUCACUAUCCGCAUAUCGAGAUACGCAACGGAUUGAAGCUCACUUUAGAGGAUCAGCCAGGUCAUGGCGAAGACCUUGAGAAAUAUGUUCGAAGCAAGUUGCGAGCCGGCAAAAGCAAGGCGUCUCAGGAAGUCUCUACCGAAAUCUUAGAGAGAGCAUCAGGAGUUUUCUUGUGGGUGGUACUCGUCGUCGACAUACUUAACAGAGAGUUCCGCGAUGGUCGCAUGUUUGCAGUAAAGCGGCGACUAAAGGAGCUGCCCGAUGGGCUUAGUAACCUUUUCAAGGAUAUACUUUGCCGGGACAAUCAUAAUAUGGACGAUUUGUUACUUUGCAUCCAGUGGAUCUUAUAUGCAGCAAGACCCUUGACGUGUGAGGAGUACUACUUUGCCCUCGUAUCAGGACUGGACCCAAGCCCUGAGAACUACGAUCAAAAAUCCACUACACCUGCAGCCAUGGAGCUGUAUCUUCUUAGCUCUUCGAAAGGCCUUGCCGAACUUGUCAAGUCGAAGGCGCGGACUGUGCAGUUCAUUCAUGAAUCGGUACGCGAUUUUCUCAUCAAGGACAACGGGAUCGGCCAAUUAUGGCCCAAUCACGCAGCGAAUUUUGAAAGCUACAGCCACGAUCGAUUGAAACAAUGUUGUGAUAAUUAUUACCGCAACAUUGACAUUUCCGAAAGAGUACCCCAGGGCGAGCCUCCGCCUAAAGCAUUGUCAAGGCGGGCCAAAGAGCAGGCCAAAGAGCAGGCCAAAGAGCAGGCCAAAGAGCAGGCCAAAGAGUUACGCACUCGAGUUUUAGAAGACUUCCCAUUUCUUGACUACGCGACACAACAUGUUCUUCAUCAUGCCAAUGCUACGGGGGAGGUUAUUCCUCAGGUUACAUUUCUAAAGAACUUCGCAUUAAAGCGCUGGCUUCAUUUAUACAACUUCUUUCAGCAGUAUGAAGUUCGUCGUUACACAACUGAGGCUUCUUUAGUUUACGUCCUUGUUGAGCACAACCUACCGUCUCUUGUCCGAUCUGCAAUUAACAACGGAUUCGAUGUUCAUUCCAAAGGAGAGAGAUACAGAUACCCUCUUUUGGCUGCUUUGAAAAACGGCCAUGAAGAGGUAUACAAGGCACUCCAGCCUCAUUACAAUGCCUCGGACAAGAUUAUUGAUCAAGACGAUUACCAUAAAGGGUUCUCGAUUCCAAGAAAUACAACUGUGCUCCAUUACGCUGCGGAAUACGGCGAUCUAUUACUCUUAACACACUUACUCGGGUUCAUGACACCAACAAUUAACGCACAAGAUAGGCGGCAGGGCCGUACUCCUUUGAGUUAUGCGGUGUCUAGUGGUAAUGAAGCUUGUUUACGAGCGCUGCUCUCCUACGGUGCCAAUAUCGAGGCGGCCAAUAAAGACGGCCGGACGCCGCUAGUAUACGCCGCGGAGUUUGGGAACAAGGCAGCUAUACGGUUGCUGCUUGACUGGGGAGCGCAGAUUGAGGCGGCCGACAAGGACGGCCGGACGCUGCUAUCGUACGCUGCGGAGUUUCGGAAAGAGGCCGUUGUACAGCUGCUGCUUGACCGGGGCGCGCAAACUGAGACAGCUGAUAAAUACGGCCGGACGCCGCUAUCGUACGCUGCGGAGUCUGGGAAAAAGGCCGUUGUACGGCUGCUGCUUGACCAAGGCGCGCAAACUGAGACAGCUGAUAAAUACGGCUUGACGCCGCUAUUAUAUGCCGUGAGAUAUAGGAGAAAGACUGCUGUACGACUGCUGCUUGACCGAGGCGCGCAAACUGAGACAGCUGAUAAAGACGGCCGGACGCCGCUGUCGCACGCUGCGGGGAUGUCUAAGAAUGAGGCCGCUAUACGGCUACUGCUUGACCGAGGCGCGCAAGCUGAGGCAGCUGAUAAAGACGGCCGGACGCCGCUGUCGCACGCCGCGGAGAUGUCUAAGAAUGAGGCCGCUAUACAGCUACUGCUUGACCGAGGCGCGCAAGCUGAGGCAGCUGAUAAAGACGGCCGGACACCGCUGUCGUAUGCCGCAUGUUGUUACGAGAACGAGACCGCUAUACGGCUACUGCUUGACCGGGGCGCGCAAGCUGAGGCAGCUGAUAAUAACGGCCGGACGCCGCUAUCACAUGCUGUGAAGAAGUAUAUGAACGAGGCUGCUGUACAGCUGCUGCUUGACCGGGGCGCACAAACCGAGGUAGCCGACAAAGACGGCCGGACGCCGCUAUCGUAUGCCGUAAGAUAUGGGGGAGAGGCUGUUGUACGGCUACUGCUUGACCAGGGCGCGCAGAUUGAAGCAGCUGAUAAUAACGGCCGGACGCCGCUAUCAUACGCCGCGGAGUUUAGGAACGAGGCGGUUGUACAACUGCUCCAAUUGCAUGGUGCUAAACUUCGUCGAUGA
Molecule: messenger RNA, 4044 nt
Organism: Trichoderma aggressivum f. europaeum
Lineage: Eukaryota; Fungi; Ascomycota; Sordariomycetes; Hypocreales; Hypocreaceae
Exons: 2
Coding region: 1-4044 (1347 amino acids)
Biological process (GO): nucleoside metabolic process
Molecular function (GO): protein binding; catalytic activity
Source: RefSeq, a predicted model, not a curated record